AUGAGCGGAGGCUACAUCCCGUUUCCCACUUGGCUGAAUCCGGAGAUCGUACCCGGAUUGCCGCUGCGCUGGUACGGCCUGAUGUACCUGGUGGCGUUCUACCUCACCUAUCGGCUGCUGCGUGUCCGCAUGGCAGAACGGAACCUGAUGGUCGACAGGGAGACGGUGAUGAACCUCUUCUUCUGGGGGAUCAUCGGCGUGCUGAUCGGCGGGCGGCUGAUCUCCGUCAUCAUCUACGAUCCGAGCGGGCACUACCUGCGCAAUCCGCUGCAGAUCGUCGUGCCGUUCGUGCGCGAGGGCGGAAAGCUGCGCUUCGUGGGGCUGCAAGGGAUGGCCUACCACGGCGGCUUGCUGGGCGCGAUCGUCGCGGUAGCCCUCUAUUGCCGCGCCAAGCGGAUGCCGGUCGCCGAGUGGAUGGACAUGAUCGCCACCUGCACCCCGCUGGGCUACACCUUCGGCCGGAUCGGGAACUUCAUCAACGGCGAGCUGUUCGGACGGGUUACCGCCGUACCGUGGGGGGUGGUCUUCCCCGACGCCCCCGGGUUUCCGGCACAGGAGCUAUGGGCGCGGGAGAUGGCGGAGCGCUCCGGGAUCGAGAUCGGCCCGGAACAGGUGCUGGUGAACCUGGCGCGCCAUCCGUCGCAACUCUACGAGGCGGCACUGGAAGGGCUGGUGCUGUUCGCGGUGCUGUGGUUCGUGCUGCGCAAGCGCGCGCCGUUCCCGGGGGUGCUGUUCUCGGCCUAUCUGAUCGGCUACGGGGUCGUGCGCUUCGCGGUGGAGUACGUCCGGCAGCCGGAUCCCGGGCUGGACUUCCCGAUCAUGCUGGUCCAGGUGGCGAACCCGUCGCAGAUGAUCGCUGCUCAACUUCAGCACGGGUCAGAUCCUGUCCGCGAUCAUGAUCGCCGCCGGCAUCGCGGCGUUCCUGGUGUUGCGACGGCGCACCGUGCCGGCCGGCUCUGCGCCGGACGGCUCUGCGCAGGUCGGUUCUGCGCAGGCCGGUUCUGCGCGCACUUCGGCCGCUCGUCGCAGGUCGAGUGGGUCGCGCCGCCGUCGCCGCGCCGCGGCCAAGCGCUCGCAUUAAUCGUAAGGGCCGCAUCGACAAGGGGUUGCGGCUUGCCGGUUACCGCGGUAUGGGCGAUACUGGAUUUGAACCAGUGA
Messenger RNA from Geodia barretti, 1158 nucleotides. NCBI's taxonomy places the organism in Eukaryota, Metazoa, Porifera, Demospongiae, Tetractinellida, Geodiidae. The record is from the annotation of a GenBank genome assembly.